UUGCUAUGCUCCGGGGCAGGUCGGAUACGUGAUAGCGAAUAUACGUGGUACAGAUAAUUAGUAUGUCUUUCCUGGGAUAUAUGUAUUUACAAGGCAACUGGGCAAACCAGCAGGUAAUUAUUUUGAUUUACCUACAAAAUAAACCCUUACUUCAGUGAUAUAGUCCGACGGUUUGAAAUAUACAGCUCUUUAUGUAACUCGUUACGCGCAAUCCAUGUACGUCUAGCUCCGAGUCAAGUCGGAGUAGACGCCAGAUAGUUGGCCAAUCAUAUUACACUGUUCCUGGGGAAUCUCGGAUCCCUUUUAGGCCGCACGCCCUUGGCGGCAUCAAGAACAAUAGAUUUGUCUCCCAUCCGAUCGACUUCGGGAAUUGGCUUGGAAUCCAUGAUGUUUUGCGGUUCCAGGUCGAAAGGCCGCGCACAUGUCGACUCGCGAGAGUUUGGGACCGCGAGAAUACAAAUACCCCCUUCAUCACUUCACUCGAAUUAGGUUCUUAGUCCUGUCUAUAUACAACCUCACCUUAAAGAGACAGGUUCAUAUAUAAUCAUCUAUCUUAUAUCCAACCCCAGCCGAUCUAAGUAUACUUGGAACUUUGACCGUUUCCGACACAACUCUACAAGAUGGCCAGCGAAGACAAGAAGAGCAACACUCGACACACCGUGAGAAUCGGCGUGUUCAUCCCCACGGACUGCCAGGUACUCGACGCGGCAGCCGUCGAUAUCAUGGGAUCUAUAAGCUAUGAAUGGUCAUACGUUAUACUAAUCCCGAACUUACUAUCUCCCCAUUUCGCAGUCCCGUAUUAUGAGAAGGGAAAGAAAGACACUGAAUACUCGGCAGAUAUGAGCAUGGUAUCCUCGCUCCUACCCAAAGCCUUCCUGGACCUCGCGCCCUCGGUCCAGAUCCGGUACAUCGGCACGGUGGCAGCGGGCCAGCCGAUCCAACUCACGUCGAACCAGGGGCUCGUGGCGACGAACCACUACGCCGACGCCGCGGUCGCUCCCGGCGAGCUGGACAUCGUGGUCGUGCCCGGCCCGGACCCGUUCAAGGAGUUCGAGAAGGGCUCGCUCGAGUGGCUCAAAAGCCAGGCCGAGACCCCCGGCGUCGACGUCCUGAGCAUCUGCUCGGGAAUCCUGGUUUGCGGCGCCGCGGGCCUGCUGAAGGGUAAGACGGCGUGCGGGCCUAGGGGCAUGCAGGAUUUGAUCAGGGAGAAGGGAUACGGCGAGAAGGAGCUUGUUGGGCAUAAGUUUAGGUGGAUUCAGGAUGGCAAUUUUUGGUCUAGUGGCGGCGUGACCAACGGAAACGACCUCGUGGCGGCGUACUGCCGCGCGUCGCGCCACUUCCCGACGCCGCUCGUCGAGGUCAUGUGCGAGAUGGUGGAUGUGGGCGACCGCCCCCAGGUCUACACCAAAGAGAUGACUACGCCGGAUACGUUCGAGGGCCUUAUUCAGGCUGCUGGUGUGAGUGUUUGA
Annulohypoxylon truncatum is the source of this 1469-nucleotide messenger RNA. RefSeq names its product ThiJ/PfpI family protein. NCBI's taxonomy places the organism in Eukaryota, Fungi, Ascomycota, Sordariomycetes, Xylariales, Hypoxylaceae. The record is from RefSeq and is a predicted model, not a curated record. The transcript has 4 exons. The coding region runs from base 621 to 1469 and encodes 282 amino acids.